AUGUUGCUCACCACCGCCACCACACAGCUCAUGAUAGCCACCGCCCGGGUCACGAAUCCAAACCUCACAUCCAGCGAAUUUAAUAAUUGGUACAACUCGGUUCUGCUACCAGGAUUCAUGGAGAAUCACAAUGUCUCCCUAUCUGUGCGCUACAAAUUAAUCCCCCCCGCCAAUGUCACCGUUCCCAAAGCACCAGCGUGGGAUUACCUUACGCUUUAUAAGGCACACCCGAAUGUUUCCUCGACGUCGGCAGCUUUCAUGGGAAGAGCAGUGGAGGGUUCAGGAAUUAGCUUUACGAAAAGAGAUAUUGGUCCGAAUGAUGUUGCCAUCGAGAUCACGACGUGGAAUCCGAUUCAGACAUUUGAAGGGUUGAGAGAGAAGAAAGGGCAGGUUCCGAGUGGAAGGCCUAAGGUUGUAGUGAUGGUUAAGAUUGAGCCUAAGGAGGGAGGGGACAAUAUUGUUGAGGAAUGGUAUAGAAAACAGCAUCUUGACAUGCUUUCUAUGCUACCAAAUUACCGUCGAUCGACGCGAUAUCGGUCCGCAGAUGGCUCGAAACCGCGGUGGCUAGCGAUCCACGAAAUGGAUUCUACUUACAUGGAUCCUUACCAGGGCGAAGUUUUGAUGGGGACCGAGUUAGCGAGGAAUGUGAUGGAUGGGGUGAAGGUAUUUGAGGCGAGUCAGUGGGAGGUCAUUUUUGAAAAGGGAAAUCUGACGGAGAAGCUUUGA
Molecule: messenger RNA, 726 nt
Organism: Lindgomyces ingoldianus
Lineage: Eukaryota; Fungi; Ascomycota; Dothideomycetes; Pleosporales; Lindgomycetaceae
Exons: 2
Coding region: 1-726 (241 amino acids)
Source: RefSeq, a predicted model, not a curated record